UUAAUCGUCGUAGUCGCGAUAGUCGCGUGUCCAGCAAGUGAAGUGAGAAGUGAGAUAACUGACGCGCAACGUGAGGAUCGGCCUGUCUUGUAUGAAAAGAAGAGAAAAAAGCAGAAGAAAAGAGGAGCGCGCUCGCGCGUAUGUGUGUGUUGUAUGUAUGAGGAUUGUGAGGUGAAUUAGGACACGCGGAUGUGCAUGCAAUUGCGCAUCUCAUAUCGAUGAUAUCGCGUUCGACGAACGACUCCCUGGGCCGAAGGGAACGAAUGAAGUAAAAACAUCGUCAUAAAAGGAGGUUGUGUUGGACGGCGCGAGCGAAAGUGUCUGUGGCGUAUAUAUACGCGAUACAAACUAGCUCUCUCUCUCUCUCUCUCUCUCUCUCUCUCUUUCUCUUUCGGUGCGCAAUAAUACAUACGUAUAUCAGUGAAAGAGACGAGAGUGCGAAUAUUUGCUAAUUGCACGUACGACGAUAUCGGGGAACGAAACGGAGUGACCGUGCCGCGCGACGAGAUCGUGAGUGAGUGAGUGAGGGUAAAAAAGCAUAAAUAUAAAAGAGAGAAAGAAAUCGAGAAACAUCGAGAGCGCUCAGGGCUUUAGUGCGGCGUGUGCGGACCUCGUCUGUUCUGUUCUGUUUACCAAGGUUAAAGAGAACGAGACGAUAUCGUGGAUGCCUCGUUAAAAUGGCGCUGAUCGGCACCGUUGUCGGCCCAUAGGAAGAGAGAAAAAGAAAAAAGAGCAGCAGUUGCGGCCGACCAUCGACGAUCAACGUAUACCGACGACCACCACGAGAGGAGCCUGCUGCAGUGCAUUGCUUGACGCAGAGAAAAAAGCUGGUGAGAAUUGCGACAGCAUUGGCGUGCGACGUAAACGUAUACAGUGGCAGUGAUCUCGGAAAAAAAGAAGGAGGUUUGCUGGUUCGACGCGACCGCGAUGCCCGUGCCGCAUCGCCACGCUUCUGACGUGAAGAAACACUUUGGACGGUACUCGGGCACAUCGACGGAAGAGGCUACAUUAUCACGGAGAGUGGUUGGAGGCACGGAAGUACGACGGCUCGUCGCCAGAUAUUAAAUUUACAAGGAGUCAUUAAUACAUCAAAAUGAAAAUCGAUCGCAGUAGAUUGAAAAAAUGCACUUCCGAAGUGCCAGCAGAAUGUCAGGCACUCAUAAGCAAAUUGCGCUCUUGCUCGCAUGCAGAGCUGCUAGAAGAACUAAAGCAGAUAGAUGCAUGGACAUUCGGAAAGUGCGAAUUAUUCCAUUGGAUUGAUGUCUUAGAUCUCAGUGACAGUAUUUUAGAAGAAGCUGCAACAAGAAGUCCAGAUAAUCCAUGGGAAUUAGCAUGCGAUCUUCCUCAGAAUCGAGAGGCAAAAGAGCUGCUUCUUUGGGUUCUCCAUUUCACAACAUUGUUAAUUGAGCAUUCAUUUUCACGGCAUUUGUACAACAGCAUGGAGCACUUGGUUACUUUACUAUCAAGUUGUAACAUGAAUGUAGUCCUUGGUGUAUUAAAUCUUCUGUACAUGUUUAGUAAACGCAGUAAUUUUAUUACACGUCUAAAUAGUGACAAACGGCAAGCUUUGCUCAGCAGGCUUAUACAUCUAGCUGAGAGUUGGGGAGGAAAGGAAAAUGGUUUUGGUUUAGCAGAUUGCUGCAAGGAAUUUCCAGAAAAAGCAUUUCCAACAAGUGCUACAACGUUACACUUUGAAUUUUAUGCGGAAAAUCCGACUGUAACGGAGCCAUCGGCAACUGGUACAUUACUCUCUAGUACAAAGAAAGUUGGUCAAAUGAAUCUUGUAACAUAUAUACAUAUAGAAAAUGUUGAUAAACUCGGAAAAACCCCAGCACAGAUUAUGAAUGAUCUGUUAAAAAUUUAUAAUGUACCUCAGGAACGACAGAUGGCUCUAUUGACACAUAUAAGACUAGCGCAUAGUUUUUCGGAUUAUCGAAGACGAUUGCAGUGCGUGCAAGCUCGGCUUCAAGCUUUAUCCGUACUUGUAUACAGCAACGCAUUGCAGGAAAAUGCACACAGUCUUCUUCACGCUGGACUUCUUGAAGAGCUUGUGGAACUAUUGGAAUUACCACAUACUCACCUUGUUGAGAUACGCGCGGCAGCAUUGCGUACUCUUACGAGCAUCAUACAUUUAGAUCGGAAUCCACACUUUCCCAAAAAACCAGGUUCACGAUUGAACAUGAUUAUUGACGUCACUGGAGCUAGCUCGUAUCACGGCUUUCUACCUGUUUUGGUUCGUACUUGUAUAACAACGUUAACCUCACCACAACCAGAUGGUCAACCAUUUCCUCUCCCGCUUGCGACAGCCUUAUUUAGUUUUUUGUAUCAUCUUGCAAGUUACGAGGCGGGUGGAGAGGCUCUUGUAAGUUGCGGCAUGAUGGAGAGUCUUUUAAAAGUCAUUAAUUGGCCAGGAAGUGAACUGGAGCAUAUAACGUUUGUAACAAGAGCAGUGCGUGUCAUAGAUUUAAUAACAAACAUAGAUAUGCAAGGUUUUCAAACUCAUAGUGGUUUAGCUAGUUUCAUCAACCGUUUAGACAUGGAAGUUAAUGUGUGUCGGAAAGAACAGCCGUUUGAAAUAGAGCCAUUGCUCUAUCAGGAUGCACCACAAACCUCACGUGAAAGAUCGAUAGAAAGGGAGGAAAGCUCUUCCACAUCACGCCGGGAACAUGAGACUUUCGAUGAACGAGAGGAAUCGUCUAAUCCUAUGGAAAUAUCAGAAGAUGAAAAUACAGUUGCCAAAGCAGAUGAGAAGAACGAGCAGCAACCAGAUUAUUCUGCUGCCAAGACUGGCAAAACGUGUUUACCACAACGAGCAGCACUCCUGAAAUCAAUGUUGAAUUUUCUCAAGAAAGCAAUUCAGGAUCCGGCAUUUUCUGACAGUAUACGACAUGUUAUGGAGGGUACAUUACCAUCGUCUCUGAAGCAUAUUAUAAGUAAUUCAGAAUAUUACGGUCCUUCGUUAUUCUUACUUGCUACUGAUGUCGUGACUGUAUAUGUUUUCCAAGAACCGUCAUUAUUAUCAUCUCUACAAGACAACGGCUUGACUGAUGUUGUACUUCAUGCUUUACUCAUAAAAGAAGUUCCUGCCACUAGAGAAGUAUUGGGCUCUUUACCUAAUGUGUUCAGUGCUCUGUGUUUAAAUCAACGCGGUCUUGAAUCCUUUGUGAAACGGCGACCAUUCGAACGCUUAUUUAAAGUACUUCUCUCGCCUGUUUAUCUUUCGGCAAUGCGACGGCGACGAAGCGCCGAUCCAUUAGGUGAUACAGCUUCAAAUUUAGGCAAUGCCAUGGAUGAGCUGAUGAGGCACCAACCAAGUUUAAAAGUUGAUGCUAUUGGAGCAAUUAUUAAGCUACUCGAAGAAUUGUGUGUAUUGGGCUGUGAUCCACGGUACAUAUGCUGGCGUGCUGCUAGUAAAUCUGAAAAUUCACCAUCAAACACGGCUUCUGGAAAUCGUCAAACAUCUGGUCAAUCAGUCGGCGUUGGAGUAGGAGACUCUGGUGGCGGUGGUGGAGGAGGCGGCGGUAGCAGUAGUGAUGAAGAAGAAGAAGACGAGGAGGAAGCUAGUACAAGUUCGCAUCCUCAACGAGAAGAGCAACCUAGCAUGUCACCUCAACAGCCUGGACCGCCACCUCAACCAAGAGAGAAGACUCCCAUUGCUUUAGUGGAAUAUAUUCACAAUGUUAUGAAAUUUGUGGAUGCUAUACUCAGCAACAAUUCAACCGAUGAUCACUGUAGAGAAUUUGUUGCUCAAAAGGGACUCGUUCCACUAUUAUCGAUUUUGGGUCUACCUAAUUUACCUGUUGAUUAUCCUGUCGCACAAGCGGCCCAAUCUGUAGCUUCUGUAUGCAAAAGUAUCUUGAAUCUCGCACAUGAACCAUUGGUACUAAAAACAGGUUUGUCACAAUUAAAUGAAGUGCUAAAUUUGUUGAAACCACUUCACAACAAUUUAGAAUCCCCUGGCGCCUCUGUUUUGUUACACGAACUUGCGUCAGCUCCAAAUCUGGAAACCGCAUUUACAAGCGACACUGCUACGCCUUUGUUACACGCUAUGAAUGCAGCCCAUGGAUACGUAGUGAUGUUUGUUCAUGUUUGCCGUACUAGCCAAAGUGACAUCCGAAAUCUUUCUAUGAAUCACUGGGGUUCCGAAUUGGGCUUGACCGUCCUCAAAGGUUUGUCGGAGCUUUAUAUGUCUCUCGUUUGGGAGAGUACAUUACUCCUCGCAUUAUGUAGCGAGGAUAUUAUUCCGGCCGGAUGCGAAUUUGGCAAAGAAGACAUGGAUAAAUUGAUGCCACCCGAGUUAAAAACCGAGGGCGAACCUUCGGCCUCUUGGUCCGCUAGUGUAUCCUCGGAUAUGGGAAGUAAUGGGAUGACUACGGCCAUGGAAGCUCUUAGCACAGAUCCGCCGCCGGUGCCGAUGGAGGUAGACGACAAACCAAAUGUAAACACCGACAGGCCCAACAACUAUCAGUUAAAAUAUAUCAAACCUUUACUUGGCGCUUCUUCAAGACUUGGCAGAGCACUUUCAGAACUAUUUGGUCUACUUGUCAAACUUUGCAUGGGUUCUCCCGUAAGACAACGUAGAGGACAGCAAAUGCCUCUAACGCCCACGUUGCCCUCUCAGGCAGCGCGAAGUGUUGCCACUGCAUUGAACUGUUUAUUGACACGCGGGUUAUCGUGGGAUAAAUUACCCCCAUCACCAAUUCCCAAAUUUAAACUCACUUUUCUCAUAUGUUCAGUGGGAUUUACAUCACCGAUGCUCUUUGACGAGAAGAGGCAUCCUUAUCACCUGAUGCUUCAGAAAUUCGUCAAAUUGAACGGUCAAAAUGCAUUUUUCUCUACUUUUCAUUGGGCUUUAUCAGGUGGAGGCCAUUUUGCGUUAUCUGAAGGACUGGAACAUCCGAAUCUACCUGAUGGAACUGGCGAGUUUUUGGAUGCCUGGCUGAUGCUGUUGGAGAAAAUGGUUAAUCCUAAGGCUAUCUUAGACUCACCCCACGUGGUCUCGUCAAAGUGUACGGGAAUAUAUAAAGUAUGCGAGACGUUCGAUCCAAUAAGAUACCUCAUCGAUAUCCAUAAAAAAGCUUUCGAGGCGGUGAUGCUGAUGUGGGGUAAAAAACCACUCAAAAACUACGGAGCUCGCAUGACAGAGUCUAUUUUAUCGAUUUUACGACAUAUUCUACGUGGCGAGAAAAUCAUCAAGGAACGCACGGAAAAGGAAGAAAGCGGAGACAAUGCGAUAGCUAGUGGUAGCGGUGCGAGUGGCGUUGGCAGAAGUGGUGGAUCUGAUCGUCGUGACGAACCAGAGGCGGACGUCAAUCCGGAAUAUUUGAGACAACUGAUGGAUAUGGGCUUCAGUCGAGCACAUUGUAUAGAAGCGUUAUUGCACACGAUGACGGUAGAACAGGCAACCGAUUACCUCCUAACGAAUCCUGCGACUCUACGUAGACCCGAUGCUCCAGUAAGCGACGCCAGUGGUCAAGGUUUGAUCAUGGAUUUGGAAUUGGCGGACGACGAUCAGAUAAUGCAUGCUAUUGCAAUGUCGCUCGGCGAUACAGAUACGCGUAAGAUUUCGGGUAUUGAAGAAAUUCCGUCUCGCGAAACGACCAUCACCGAAAGUAUAGACGAAUUUACGCGUAGUGCACUUGGGCAAUGUCUUAAUCUAUUAGACCUCAUGCCGGACACGGUAUAUAGAAUUUGCGAUCUAUUAGUGACCAUCACCAAGAGAAACGGCGAUGAGUGGCGAGAUGAUACGUUACGGCAGUUGAUACGCGAGGUUGGACGUCUAGUGAAUUACCUGAUUGAUAUCGCCGAGAGCCAGGAUGAAAAUGCCGGAGCCCGAUUGGUGGAAUGCGAAGAGGCGAAUAAACUUUCUGGCCGCCUUUACCUUUAUACUCUAUUCUUUGAAGGUUCGUUUCAGGAGAUGCGAGUGCCAUGUGCUCUUAUAGUGGAAGAAUGCGCGAUACUUGACAAACUUGUACGGUUGUUGGUGGUGAGCGAGGCUCCGCUCACCGCGAACAAGAAUAGAAUCGCUAAAGACUGCAAGGAUACCAGCGCUGUGUUGAGUAUGAAGACACCAAAGUGGUUAGCGCCUUUGUUAUUGCUCAUCGACCGACUGGAAAAGGUGGCCACACUUACGCAACGAAAGCAGAUGAUGCAUAAGAUCACGACCAAAUCGUGGAAGUGGUUUGACUUAAGUACUGGUAAAUGGACCCCCUAUUCGCCUAUGAAUAAUCGAAUCAUCAAUGACGCAUAUUGGGCAGGCGAGUCCAGUGUGCGAAUAUCAUGCAGUCGACGCCGAUAUCUCAUCACCUUUUCUUGCAUGACACAAGUUAAUGAAGAUAGUGAUAACAGACGGCCCAUCACAAUGGGCUUCAAGCUCAGCACAGAUAAGGAGGAUGGUGGUUCGGGUUCCGAUUCAAAUAUGGAUACCGACGAGAGUCCGGUAGGAGAGGAGAGACGAAAUACAGUGGUUCAAGGAUUAGAUCCUAGUAUAGCACCGAGUAUUGUACGCGCGUGUGUAAAAUUUUUGGCAAUCCCAGUCGAUCGAGACGCGUUACACGCUGUGUUGAAAGUAUGCCUACGGCUGACGAGAGAUUAUCGAAAUGCGGAGGUAUUCGCGCGGGAAGGUGGUGUUAAGUUACUCCUCGAAAUGACGCAGAUGUGCAGUUUUACCGGCUGCAUCAAUUUAUGUACAUUACUGAUACGACAUACUCUUGAAGAGCCACGCACCCUUCGCCUUGCAAUGGAGAAGGUCAUUCGUGCGCGCACGCAGAGCAACAUACCUCCUGCAUAUAAAGAGAUACUUUUUAUGACGCGACAGAUCAGCAGCGCUGUUUGCCGUAAUCCAGAAGUAUACAAAGAAGUGUGCGAAAAUAUCCUUAGAGUUGACAUAAGUUGCUUAAAAAAAGAUGAUGUUGACAAUAGGCUAGUUGUAAAAGCCUUACCUCCUAGUCACUCUCCAGCAUUACCGAUGGUAGAAGAGGUAUCUGUAGGUGUUAUUCGUGAUAUGUUAAACGCAUUGAUUAAGCCAAUGCCAAUGUUGUCGGAUGACGGAUCAGCAACCCCAACAAGCCCCGAAAAGAAGACAUCACAUACGACAACUCCAUCGAUGGGUAACACAUCAUCAUCGGCAUCAUCAUCACGGCGAGAUGUACUGAGAAAUAAUGCAACAACAACUAACGAUCCUUUGGACGACGACGAUCAAGUGUCGCAAAUUAUUCCUCUAAAGAUUUACACUGACCUCGGUAACAACAGCAAGAUAGAACCGGAGGAGGCAAAGAAGCCUAUUUUAACAAAAUCUGCGAUAUUAAAAAUAUUGGCAGAAGCUGUGAGAUCUUACGGCGCUGUAGCUAGUCUUAUCACCGAACAUACGUAUAGAGCUGGACAAAGCGAGAUGGUAUCUGAAGACACGACGGCUUUAGCGUUCUUGCUAGAUAAACUUUUGCCGAUGUCGCCGGAAAAUUCGGGCGAUCGAACGUGCAGUAGCAUGGCGAGAAUGUUGAUUGCUGCGAUAGCUUCGUGCAAUCACUCGCCGGAUGUACAGACGACUUUGGUAACAGAAGUGAAGGCAGCUUUGACGAGAACGCUCGCGCUUCCGGAGAGUUCUGAGAAGCACGCGCAGCUUCAAUUACUAAUCGGGCUGAUCUCUACCAUGAUUGAUAGUUGUCCGCCAAAUAUGUCACAUACUCAGCUAAGGGCUUCUUUGAGAGCCCAUCAAUACAAUAACGUUAAUUACAUCGUCAGAAUAAUGCUGAGAAAGGGUAUAAUCACCGACUUGGCCAAAAUACCGCACAGUCUCGACUUGUCGAGUCCGAAUAUGGCUGGCACGAUUAACGCCGCGUUGAAACCGUUAGAGACCUUAUCGCGCAUUAUCAAUCAACCAAUACCGGGUGCGGUCAAUAACAAAUUUACGAAGCCGAAAAAUAGGACAGUUCAGGAAGAACCGAUUGGAGAACAGACAGGCACUACGACCUCCGAAGCUACGCAUGCCGUAGGAGAGGAAGCGAAUGAGGACGCAGAGAAUACUGAGCAUGAUAUCUCUGUAACAGCUGAAAGCUUGGAACCGACGUCGGAGAGUCAGGUACAUGAGGAAGGAGAUGAGGCUGCAUUGGAGGAUAUCAUGGAUCAACUUCUCGAAAGGGACGGCUCGGCCGUGGCGGAAGAACCAUCUUCUCGCCCGCACAGGCCAAUGGACAUCGAUGAUGAAAGUCUCGCAAUGCGUGACGCAGAGGGCGAUUUUGAUCCAACUCGAGAUACCACAGAGGACUUAAUGAGCUCGGACUCUGAUUCCGAUAGCAAUCCGUCUGAUGAUAAUGAGGACGAGGUGCAGGACGAUGAGGACGAAGAGGAGGAAGAGGAAGAUGAUGGGGAAGAAAAUGAGGAAGAAGAGGAAGAAGAGGAGGAAGGAUCGUCCAAUUAUGAAGAAGAUGGAAUAGAAUUUUACGAGGACGUUGGAGAGGGCGGUGUUUUUCGUAUGUUUCCUUCUUCUGAACGCGAUGGUGGUAAUGUCGUAAUGAUACAACACAACAUUGAAAAUCAGGACAUUGCGAAUACAUCGACGCCAGUUAAUACGCGACCUAGUCUUCCAUGGAAUACCACAUUCCCGUUACCAUUAGGUCUGUUUGAAGAGCCGCCUGCAGGUUCUGAAAACAAUGGUAUCAGUACUCAUCCAUUAUUGAUAUCGCAAGGAAGUUUGGACACUGCAAGUACUAGAACGCGUGUUUUACGACGUGCUAGACAGUAUCAGUACCUUCAGUUAUCCAAUCCACGUAGUUCAAACCCACCUGUAAUAUUACAAAGACUCUUAGGUCCAGCUGCACAGACUCUCCCUUUAUCCGCCAGUCAAGUUUUAGCGUCAAGCUUUAGAGAUACACGUGUUGUCGUAAUGGAUAAUGGAUUGGGAAUAUUUACUAAUCAAGAGGAAGAGCAAAUCGAUUAUGUUGAUCAAUCUGGAUAUCUUUUUGGUCCAAGCCUUGCAGCAACUUUGAAUAAUAUACCAACCGCAUUGCAUUGGUGGAUCGAAGAGAGCAAGCAAUUAGACGGAGAUUCUCAACCGGAUUGUUGCGUUGGUGUUGUUCAUAAGCUGAUACCUGGACUCGAAAAGCACAGGAAUGCCGAACUUGCUGAACGCAAAGAGAAACGUAAAAAACAACAUGGAUCAGAAAAAGAGAAUGAAAAGGAUAAUAAAGAAGAAAAAGAACGUUCAAAUACUACCGAUGUUACAUUGCCCAAUUUGACAUUGGAUGAACAGCGACCAUCAGCAUCAACCUCACUACGAACCGACGUCACCCCACUUGUUGCUGGAGAAGGAACUGCGGUAGAAACAACAAGACAGGAGCGCACUCCGGAAGAGGACAUAAUCGAUGUAACAGGUGAAAUGGAAGUAACGGUUCAAGAGGAUGAGGAACGACCACCUCCACCACCGCCAGAAGAACAGUCAGUCUCCGAUAGUCGUGAUCCUCGCACGGUAAAUCGGAAUUCCACGUUAGAGUUGGCUGAAAGUAUCGUCGAUUCUGUACUUGGACCGUGCACAUCUGAAGCGACCAUUAGAUUAAACCUACAUGUGUCUAAUGACGCGCCUACGCAUCUUGCUUCAACAGGGCAGCCUGGGCGAAGUAACGUAGAAACAACGAAUGUUCCCGAAUCAUCGUCUAAUCGUACUUCGGCUGCACCAUUAGUAGUAGAUUUUGGUCAAGAAACUAGCGAGGAUCUGUCGAGGGAGAGUAGUGAUUCGGCCGAUUGGAUUCGCAGACUCUUGACGGACGACAGUCAGUGUCGAACAAGCGACAUUGAUUUACGGCGUGAACGAAAUGCCAACGUUGUCAAUCAGGAUCCGACGUCGUCAAUUACGGCCGAGACCGCUACUGCGGCAGGGACUUCAGAACAAUCACAGCAACCGUCGCAACAGCAACCACAACAACAAUCCAGUAAUCAGGAGCAACAACUACCGGACGGUGUGGAUCCGUCGUUCUUGGCUGCUCUGCCUGAAGAUAUGCGCGAUGAAGUCAUUGCCGAGCAGCUCAGGCUGCAACGUAUGAGGCAACGCGCACAGGCUUCUGUAGUCGAGGAGCUUAGCGGACCGGUUGAAGUAAAUCCUGAAUUCCUAGCUGCUUUACCACCGGCGAUACAAGAGGAGGUCUUGGCACAACAACGCAUGGAACAGCAACGACAUGCGGCCGCAUCGGCGAAUCCGGAGGAUCCCGUGGAUGCUGCCGCUUUCUUCCAAAAUCUGCAACCUUCCCUUCGACAAGCUAUCCUAACUGAUAUGGAAGAGUCUCAAAUAUCCGUCCUUCCACCAGAUUUAGCUCAAGAAGCUCAAAACUUAAGGAGAGAAUGGGAAGCUCGUAAUCGACACAUGAUGCAAGAAAGAUUCCUCAAUCAUGUUAGUCAAAGCAAUACUGCUCUCUCAAGCAUAUUAAGAAAUUCUGGUAGAGCUCGUGGAGGUGGUACUCGAUAUGCGAUUCACGCCGUUCCACAACGAUCUCAAUGGAAUACUUGGAACGCUCGCGGCGAUACAAAUAUGGCUCAUCAAGGCGCUGGCUUACGAUUAAGAGGCCGUCAAUUACUCGAUCAUGAAUCGAUGGCAUGCCUGCUUGUGUUAUUAUUUGUUGAUGAGCCAAAAAUUAACACGCUUAGGCUUCAUAGAGUGAUCAGAAAUCUUUGUUAUCACGGUAGCACAAGGGAGUGGAUAGUGAAAGCAUUACUAAGCAUCAUGGAAAGAAGUAACGAUGAGAAUAAAGAUAUAAUACCAGAUUUCAGUGGAAAAUUUAAGAGGAAAGGAUUAUUAAAUGCUCCCAUGGAUUUAUGUUCUCCAAAGAUUUUUGACCAAAGAAAUAACACACAAUCAUGGCUAAAUAUUAGUAUCGAUGCUGCACUUGGUUGCAGAGCAAAUGUAUUUCAUAUAGUACGCCAUGCUGGUAAGAAAUCUGAAAGGCAAGGUAAUAUUAUUGCAAUUCAUCCGCAAGCUGCACCUACUGUAUGCAGGCAUACUUUAGAACUGUUGAUUUCUCUCGCUAAGAGUUUCCCUGGAUAUUUUGUGCCAAUAAAAUCUAAGGAUUUAGACGAUAAAGAUAGUGGUAAGGAGAAGGACGUGAGUGGCUGUAAAGAGGAAGGCGGAGCGAAAAACAAGUCGGCAUCUAAAAUAGGAAGAAGCGAUCUUCCAGAUUUCUGGGAUUUGCUUCUGAAAUUGGAUUCAUGUGCAUCCAAAAAAGGAAAAUCAGUUGCAAGAACUCAUUCGAAUACGAAUUUGGGGACUGAGCCAGAACAUGGCACAACUUCAUUUGAAGCUUCCGCAUUCGGCCAGCUUAUCUCGAUGCUCAAUUGGUCUGUGAUUAAGCGAAGCAGUCAAUUGACAGAUAAGUUGUUGCGACUUCUGUCUUUGAUCUCUAUCGGCUUGACGGAAGUAAAUCCCUAUCGACGGCAGGAAGGUGGUGUAAAGAAUAAGAAAACUGAAGUUAAUAAGGAUCAGAGUGUCGCCGCGCCAGAAGGACACCUCAAGCUGGCCGUACAGGUUUUGACUAGUAAAAGUUGUUCCGAGGAUGGACUUGAAGAUGCAACUGCACUAUUACUUAAUCUAUCUCAUUGUCCUGAUCCUACUAGACAAUUAAUAUUAAAAUUACUUUUGGAAGGUGCGAUGGAAUUGGCAAAUAUGGUGUGUGAACAUAUCAACGAUUUGAUGAUGGAAUUAAAAGUUCUAAAUCGUGAAUUAAGUCGAAGAAAUUCUUUGGAGGAUCAACCAUCGACUAGUAGUGGGAAUGGACGAGGAAUUUUAUUAGAUAGAUUUACUAAUGAAAAUGUAGUCGUCACAGCACCGAGUAAAGUUAAAGCCGGAAGUGACCUUCAAUUACCAUCGAUGGCUGCUCUCGUCAGUAAAACCUCUAGUCAGGCAUUUUUUUUGAGAAUACUUAAAGUUAUUGUGCAAAUAAGGGAAGCUGUGCGCUUAGCAAACACCAAGAAAACAAGUAUGAUAUAUAUAUAUAUAUAUAUGUGCGUAUAUGCCAAUGCAUCAGAGUCAGCCGCCGACAAUGCAGACAUCGAUGUACCUAUGGAUACAACACAAGCAAAUACUUUAAGUCUUGAGAAUUCAAAGACAUCCUCUUCUCGUAAUGACGAAGAGAAAACUGCACUUCCAUUGCUGAGUGAGAGUUUAGUAUUAGAUAACUUAUGGGAAACUCUUAGCGCUUGCUUGCUUGAAUUAGAAUACACUCCUGAUCACCAUGCCGUCCUUGUUUUACAGCCUGCAGUAGAAGCAUUCUUCUUGGUGCACUCAUCUUCAAGUACGUCUCGAGAUCGUGACAGUCGUCUUAACACAACUAGUGAGAAUCGAGAAGUGGUACCAGACUUAGCACCAGUCUCUCCAAUAUAUUCGGACAAUGAAGGUACUUCUCAGUCGGAAGCUCCCACUAAUGCUUCUUGGGAUAUCACACCAGCCCCGCAGAAAACAUUACCACCGGAUCAACUAAAGUUCCUCAAAUUUGCCGAAACACACAGAACCGUGCUCAAUCAAAUUCUACGACAAACGACUACACACUUAGCAGAUGGACCAUUUUCUGUAUUGGUGGAUCACACAAGAGUGUUAGACUUCGAUGUGAAGAGACGUUACUUCAGAACAGAAUUAGAACGGAUGGAUGAGGGUAUACGUAGGGAAGAACUGGCAGUUCAUGUUCGUAGGAGUCACGUUUUCGAAGAUUCAUUCAGGGAGCUUCACCGAAGAAAUGCUGAUGAAUGGAAAAAUCGCUUUUAUAUCGUCUUCGAAGGUGAGGAAGGGCAAGAUGCGGGAGGAUUGCUGCGGGAAUGGUAUGUCAUCAUUUCGAGGGAAAUCUUCAAUCCAAUGUACGCUCUGUUCACCGUUAGCCCUGGCGAUAGAGUAACAUACAUGAUAAAUUCAUCUUCACACUGUAAUCCCAAUCAUUUGUGUUAUUAUAAAUUUGUCGGUCGAGUAAUUGCUAAGGCUAUUUAUGACAACAAAUUAUUAGAAUGCUAUUUCACGCGUAGUUUCUAUAAACAUAUACUUGGCAUACUCGUAAAACAUACCGAUAUGGAAAGUGAGGAUUAUAGUUUUUAUAAAGGACUCGUUUAUCUUACGGAACAUAAUAUUUCCGACUUGGGGUACGAGUUAACGUUCUCCACGGAGGUGAACGAAUUUGGUGUCAAUGACGUGCGAGAUUUAAUACCAAAUGGACGCAAUAUAAUUGUUACAGAAGAGACCAAACUUGAAUAUAUUAGGCUCGUAUGUCAAAUGAAGAUGACUGGAGCAAUUCGUAAACAAUUAAAUGCAUUCUUGGAAGGCUUUUAUGAUAUUAUACCUAAACGACUGAUCUCUAUAUUUAAUGAACAAGAACUUGAAUUAUUGAUCAGUGGCUUGCCUAAUGUAGAUAUUGAAGAUCUUAAAGCAAAUACCGAGUACCAUAAAUAUACUGCUACGUCUUUACAGAUUCAGUGGUUCUGGCGUGCAUUACGAGGUUUUGAUCAGGCAGAUCGUGCCAAGUUCUUACAAUUCGUUACUGGUACGUCCAAAGUGCCGCUACAAGGUUUCGCCGCGUUAGAAGGCAUGAACGGUGUACAAAAGUUCCAAAUUCACAGAGAAGAUAGAUCAACAGACAGGCUUCCAUCUGCCCAUACUUGUUUCAAUCAACUGGAUCUACCAGUGUACGAGACAUAUGAUAAAUUACGUACAAAUCUACUCAAGGCAAUUCACGAAUGCAGUGAAGGAUUUGGAUUUGCAUAAGCUUACUGAAAUGCUGUUGUCGUAUAUUGUAGCAGUUUAUCAUGUGUUAUUCUGCCUGUUCAGAGUAAAGUACAUUACGAGAACUCGCUCCUUACAUAAUCACGCGUUUAUGCGGUCACGCGUCCAGUUCACGGUGACGUUCUGGUGACACGCUUGGUCUUCAUUCAAGAUCUAAUGGAAAAUUCGAUAUAUACAUAUAGACGUACGGAUAUGUAUAUACGUAUAACUAAUUCUGAUGUAAUUACGUGAGAAUAACUGUCAAUGAUACCCGAAGCUAGGGUUUAUUUUGUUGAAGAGGAUCUUGGAAGAAGAUGCUGAGCUUAACGAUAAUUCCCAACAAAGAAAGAUAAGGAGAGAUUAGUUCAGUUUUACGCGAUAAGGAUAAGCUAAAGAUAAGAUUCACACAUAAUUGUAAUAGUUAGAUACAUUAGUUUGUCAUAAGAAAUAAUAUAGGAUGAAAAAAUGUAAUAUACUGCACUUUGAAGUCAGCGAUGUUUUAACCGGUUCGAUAGAUUGAAUAGAGAUACAGAGCGGUGGUAACGAUAAUCUGGUUCUUUACCAGAAAAAAAGCAGCAAAAGUAUAAGUCGAUGAAUGCUUGUGAGAAUGAAAGAGAAAUAUGAGAGAGAGAGAGAGAGAGAGAGAAAAUUUAAUCGAGAGAUACUGAGCCUAAUUAAAAGAUUUCAAUAUGAAUGCUGUCCUUCCCUAAAAACUGUAUGGUUGUACGCACUAUUAGUAUUAAUAAUUGUAACUAAUUCUUAAUUAUAGUAAUCAUUAAAUAUCGUUUUAAUAUUAAUCAUUCUCGAAAUGUGAUGUUAAACAAGUGUAAUUUCUUUUUCUUGAGAUCUAACGAAAUAAAAUUUACAGUUGAACAGACGUUACUUCAUAACACACAUCGAAUAAUGGAAUAAUAUUAGUGAAACACACCGCACACAGGUACCGUUAUAGUUAGUUACGGAACUCCUUACGAAAUUGUUAGGGAAUUAUUGAUUAGAAAUCGCAGAAUAAAGUGAAUGUUGUAUUUCUUAUAAAAAAAAA
This is a messenger RNA of Trachymyrmex septentrionalis, 14759 nucleotides long. It is a transcript of the gene HUWE1, whose product is annotated as E3 ubiquitin-protein ligase HUWE1. The record is from RefSeq and is a predicted model, not a curated record. Gene Ontology annotation, cellular component: nucleus. Gene Ontology annotation, molecular function: zinc ion binding; ubiquitin-protein transferase activity; protein binding. Lineage: Eukaryota; Metazoa; Arthropoda; Insecta; Hymenoptera; Formicidae. The transcript has 45 exons. Gene Ontology annotation, biological process: positive regulation of protein catabolic process; protein polyubiquitination; proteasome-mediated ubiquitin-dependent protein catabolic process. Bases 1094 to 13723 code for a protein of 4209 amino acids.